Molecule: messenger RNA, 858 nt
Organism: Knipowitschia caucasica
Lineage: Eukaryota; Metazoa; Chordata; Actinopteri; Gobiiformes; Gobiidae
Source: the annotation of a GenBank genome assembly
AUGUCUGAUGUCAAAGAUAACAAACGAGGUAGAGAUCCCAAAUCAAAACCUCUCCUCCCCUCUCAAGGCGUACAAACCUCUUUUGUGGAAAACUGCAACGAACUCCACUCAUUUCCGACCGAGGACUUAUCUCAGCUGGACUCUGCGUCAGACAGCUCUACCCCUGAUCCAAAAAGAGGUAGAUCCGAGCCCAGUCUUUACGAUAUACUAGAGGAGAUCAAAGCUUCUCGUAAAGACAUGACCGACGGUCAAGCUAAACUUGAAAAGAUGAUCGAGGAGAACAAGGCCGAGAUAAAAGAGCUGAUAAAAAGUUCUGAGUUUUACCAUGAACAACUUGUCGAAAUCCAGUCCAAAGUUGCAGUCGUCGAAAAAAGUUCCCUCAAACAUGAAACAAAAAUCAAAGAACUAGAAGAAAAGCUGAAUGAUAGUGAGAGAUACAAUCGUCGAUGGAACCUUCGACUCCACGGGCUGAAGGAAUCAGAAGGAGAGAAUGUUAAAAAAAUGAUGAUUGAUAUUUGUUCUGCUGUGGCUCCUGACACCGGUGAAUCCCUUCAUCUCUUCAUUGACGUUUGUCAUCGGGUGGGAAGAAAGAUGGAGACCUCCACCAGACCCAUCAUCAUCCGCUUCGUUUCCAGAACCAUGCGGGAUCUCAUCUGGCAGCGCUCCAAAGAGGCUGAGAUUCUCCGGACACGCAGACUACGCUUCUCCGAGGACCUCACUGCCCGAGACCGAGCCAUUCGCAGCGCGCUGUGGCCCCUGAUCGAAGAAGCCAGAAAGCAGGGGAAAAGGGCUUUCUUUGUGGGCGUACGAGGCUACAUUGACGGUAAAGAAGUAAAACUGUCCACUGACCCCAGGUAA